AAACUAACUGGCUGAAUAUUACCGCCGCCGCUAAGUGCGACGUACCUCUUUCCUUACACCUGAGAGAGAAAAGAAGUAGAAGGCGGUGGAACCCGCAAGCUUCUAAACCUCAGGUAUCCUUCCGAAACAAGCGAACAGAGAGCAAUAGUAUCAAACACUAUUUUUAAAGACGGCAUGAAAAGUAUUGGUUGUUGGAUACGCUGAGGAGAAGUGGACCUGAAAGAAAACUGACUUUGCGAGGUCCUCUUCCACGGUGCGACAGUUACCUCAGGAAACAAAGAAAAGCAGCGGCCGUCUAUGUCGUUACGUCAGACCGAGGGCUGUAUAUAUUUACAUCUCCUCCCCAACAGUUUUCAGUACGGGCUUUCAGUGCUUUAGUGUAAGAAUGGUUCACGAAAAGCGGCAGGGAACUGCUGCUGAAGCUUCUAACGCAAGUACUUCGACGGAGACAGAGAAAAAGAAACGUGUUUCGGGCUCUCUCUCGCAAUUGAUUCUUCAAGUUUUAGAAGCUUGCAAUUCCCGAAAAGGUAUCUCGCUGGCUGCUCUCAAAAAGUCUCUGAUCGAAGCUGGGUAUAACCUGACUAAGAAUAACCUCCGCCUCAAAAGGGAGCUGCGCAACUUGGUCUCCAAUGGAGUGGUGGUCCGUGUCACAGGCAGUGGUGUUUCUGGCUCCUUCAAGUUCGGCAAGAAUCAACCACCGAAGUCGAAAAAAGCGGCUAACAAAACGGCCAAGGGGAAAAGGGAGCCUAAAAAGGGCCGGAAGAAACAACCGGCAGUUCAUAAACCUAAAGGUCUCCAGGGUCGUAAACCUUCCAACUCUGGAAGGAAACGUCAGGUGAACAAACGCCCUGCCGGGAAAUCUCGUUAACGAGGUCCUCGCUUUUCCUAACUUCACAAAACUACAAAAGGCUCUUUUAAGAGCCACUCCGGAAUCGCUGAAAGAGCUAAUGACAUUUUCGGAUCAGGUUUUUUUGCAGAGUACCAGUAAAGGACACCCGUUUUGAAUGAUCUCGGGUUAAUAGUUUAAGUGUACUCGGAAAAAUCGAAGGGUUUAAAAAAAAAAUAGUAGCCUUUGAGUAUAUAAAAUAAACUUGUGUCAAAUGAGGAUUACAGUUCCUUUUUUUUCCUCAGAAGCCUCGCUAUUUUCUUAUAUUGCAAGGUAAAUAGGUGAAGGAUUUCAUAAUUACUGUAUAACUCAAGCAUGUUAAAUUGAACUUGUAAUACAGGAAUAGAACUUAAAAAUCAUA
Messenger RNA from Pseudonaja textilis, 1247 nucleotides. RefSeq names its product histone H1t-like. Gene Ontology annotation, cellular component: nucleosome. NCBI's taxonomy places the organism in Eukaryota, Metazoa, Chordata, Lepidosauria, Squamata, Elapidae. Gene Ontology annotation, molecular function: structural constituent of chromatin; DNA binding. Gene Ontology annotation, biological process: nucleosome assembly. The record is from RefSeq and is a predicted model, not a curated record.